GGGAUUAAAAACAGUACCCUUCUACGAAAUUCUUUUACUCUUUUUUCUAUUUCAAAACAACUAAACUACAAUCAUGGCUUUAAAGCGCAUUAACAAGGAACUCAAAGAUCUCGAGCGCGACCCUCCAUCUUCCUGCUCCGCAGGCCCAAUUGGCGAUGACUUAUUCCACUGGCAAGCAACUAUCAUGGGUCCUGAAGAUAGUCCUUACCAAGGGGGUGUCUUUUUCUUGUCAAUUCAUUUCCCUACUGACUAUCCUUUCAAGCCUCCAAAGAUCAACUUUACUACUAAAAUUUAUCACCCUAAUAUCAAUGGUAAUGGUAGCAUUUGUUUAGACAUUUUGAAAGAUCAAUGGUCUCCUGCACUCACAAUUUCAAAGGUUCUUCUGUCUGUCUGCUCCCUUCUCACAGAUCCCAAUCCUGACGAUCCACUUGUCCCCGAAUUAGCUCAUAUUUACAAGACAGAUCGUGCACGAUAUGAAGCUACAGCUAGAGACUGGACAAGAAAAUAUGCUAAGGAAGGUGCAUGCAAUUUAAAAAAGAGAUUGGAAGUUGUAUUUGUAUAA
This is a messenger RNA of Rhizopus microsporus ATCC 52813, 562 nucleotides long. Its product is annotated as ubiquitin conjugating enzyme. The record is from RefSeq and is a predicted model, not a curated record. The coding region runs from base 74 to 562 and encodes 162 amino acids. Gene Ontology annotation, biological process: protein polyubiquitination. NCBI's taxonomy places the organism in Eukaryota, Fungi, Mucoromycota, Mucoromycetes, Mucorales, Rhizopodaceae. Gene Ontology annotation, cellular component: nucleus. Gene Ontology annotation, molecular function: ubiquitin conjugating enzyme activity. The transcript has 6 exons.